Molecule: messenger RNA, 4007 nt
Organism: Oncorhynchus masou masou (cherry salmon)
Lineage: Eukaryota; Metazoa; Chordata; Actinopteri; Salmoniformes; Salmonidae
Exons: 15
Coding region: 68-3289 (1073 amino acids)
Biological process (GO): Rho protein signal transduction; endothelial cell migration
Cellular component (GO): axon; endocytic vesicle; plasma membrane
Molecular function (GO): guanyl-nucleotide exchange factor activity
Source: RefSeq, a predicted model, not a curated record
GGGACUGAAUCAAAGAGAGAAAGAGUGAGAGAGCCAACAGAAAAGAAAGAUGACUGUCUGAAGCAAGAUGGAUCCAACUGAAGCCAGCCUUUCCUCAAAAGCAACAACCUCUUUCAACGAAGGAAGGGGAGGUGAUGUGACUCAGCCAGGCGAAGUGGUGGAGCAGUGGAGGAAUGGAGGAGAGGAAGAGAGACAGAGGGAGGUCGAGAGAGAGGCGGGCGUGACAGAUGGAAUAACUCUGGCUGCAGAGACAACUACCAACCACAGGGUGUCAGCAGACAAACGCAGAUUCAAUACUGUGGGAUACCAUAGGAAGCUGAAGCAGAAAGUGGUGGCGGACUAUACCACGGUGAGUAAGGGAGCGUCUGGAAGUUUCAAACCCCGAGCAGCACUGAGACAGGUCCUGUUCAGCCAGGGAGCGACUGACAAGAGCCCCAUGCCUGAGGGCGCAGGGCAGUUGGAUGCUCUGAAGCGGACUCUGGAGGCGUUCCCAGUACCAGUAUGUCUGAACUGGAGCUGGGGGGAGGAGGGGACAGCAGCCACACUGGAGAACAACUGGACUGAUAUAGUACACAAUCACUCGAUGAUGUGUAAGACCCAGAGGCACCAACAGGAGGCACUGUGGGAGUUGGUCCACACUGAGCUCACCUACAUCAACAAGCUCACUGUUGUCGCUGAUUUGGUGAUGGCAGCUCUUACCAACCUGCACCAGCAUGGAUUCCUCUUAGAGGUGGCCCCUGAGAGCCUCUUCUCCAACCUUCCCUCCAUCCUCAGCGCCCACCGGCUCUUCUGGCAGGAAGUGAUGUAUCCCAUGUUACAGGAAGUCCGCAGGACGGGGAAGCCCUUUGACCCCAUGGGGUUAGAGGCAGGAUGCCUGCAGUUCCCUGAGCGUUUCUCCACCUAUCUGCACUACUGUUGUAAGGAGGAGAGCACAGUGGACAUUACGAGCAAACUGACAGACACCAACCUGCACUUCCACACCUACUUAAUGUGGGUGGAAGCACACCCCCAGUGUGAGCGGAUGCGUCUGGGAGAUAUGCAGGCCAAACCCAUCCAGAGGAUCACCAAGUACCCCCUGCUGCUGAAGGCUGUCCUCAAGACCACCCAGGCUCCCCACACUCAGCACACACUCAGGGGCAUGUUGGCUUGUGUUAAUGGCUUUCUGCACAGCAUCAAUGACUACUUGAGGCUUAAGGAUGAUGAGCAGGCCCUCUCGCUUUCCGCCCAGAAGAUAGAGGGAUAUGACGUGAUGGAGGGGAUGAAUGAGGAAAUCGAAAAGCAUGUCAGAGAGUUAUGCAGUUUUGAUUUGACGUGCCCUGUCAGAGGGGUGGGUCCUGGGGUCAUACGCAAGCUGCUAUUGGAGGAGACUCUGAAGAUCAGAGGAAGGAAGGAUCACAAGCUGGAGGUGACAGCCCUGCUCUUCUCUGACGUGCUGCUGGUGACCAAGGGCCAGAAGAAGGCAGAGAGACUGAAGGUAGUUCGCCCCCCACUGGCCCUGGAUAGAACACGCUGUAACACACUCAAAGAUGGCUGUUCAUUUGUGGUGGUGGAGGUGAGUGUUCUGGGUUGUGCGGCGAAUGUCUACACCUUCUCCACCUCCAGCCCAGAGAGCUGCUCUACAUGGGUCUUCACCAUCCACGAGGCACAGGAAACACUGCAGGGCCUGAGAGAGACAGAGGCCAGUAGACGACUGCAGACCAAACAGAGAGACCUACAGCUACAGGAACAAGCCACACCCCCUACAGAGCCCAAGAUGACCAUUGAGGAAUCAGUUGAUCAGCCUCCUGACCAAUCAGAAGCAGAGAUCACUUCCUCUUUGGAGGUGAAACCUGUUGAGGAACUCCUCAUCCAAUCAGUGAAUGGAACAUUGGUGCCCAUAGCAACGGAGGCGGAACAACAAACUCAGGAACCAGUGGACUAUAAAGAUGCAAUGUUACCAGGACAACCACGUAAGCUCAGUGACAUUCAUAACCAAUCAUUCUUCCAACCUCAACCCAAACCCAACGGCCCACACAACCUGUUGCUAGGCAGAUAUCCUGACAUAGACUACGACUACCCACGACACCAAUCCAGCACUUUCCCACUUUCUCCAUGCAGGGAAAACAAUCGAAAAGAUUCUAUCGCUAUUUGUCAAAUGGAAUCCCAAGGAUUGCUCUCACAGGGAGGACGAGCCACAUCCACACGGAGGAAUUCUGCCCCUCAGUCAGUGGAGCAACAAGCCAUGAGGAACUUGUGGCUCACCCAAUCAGGAGAGGAGGAGGCUUUAGCGGAAUCAUGGAGGUUUUCUCGGAAGUUGAAUUCACCACGGUUACGCAGGAGAAAACCAAUAAACACUGAGCAGACUGCUACCCCUCAGAUGUCACAAAGUGGGUCUGACAGCUCUGGGAUGGCCCAGUCUGCACCACGCACAAACUCUUCUUCAAACUCCAACUCUGACUCAGACUGUAAACAGAAACUCAGAGGUUCCUACCAACACAACUCAGGUUCCUCCGGACAGAGCUCUGACUCUCACCUGGUCCUCAAGCUGGGGUCCUUGAAGAUGAACAGAGGGGUGUUCUGGGACAUGCCUGCAGAGAGAGAGUUCUCCCCAGAGCCCCAUGCUUUCUCUGAGCCAGAGCUGCCCAAAGACAUCUCUAAAGAAAAGGAAAACACCCCAAAAAGGCCUAAGUUGAAGACCCAGAGGAGCACGUCCAUACCAGACAUCAUCCUCCAAGAAGGAUAUAGUUCUCUUCUGACCUCAGCCAAGCCCUCCAACGCACGAAUAGCCCACUCUCCCCCUCCUGGGUUGGAUCCAUACUUGCACCCCUCCCCCCUGGAGAGCAUUUUGAACCGGGCCAAGGAGAGAAGAAAGGACAGAGGGAGAAGAGAGGGAAAUGGGAAAUCUCCAACCUUCAGAACAUGGGCUCUUCCUCCUUCUCCGUCUUUCUCCACCACUACGUCCCAGUCGCCCAGUGAAGGGGAUAGAGAGACUGAGUGGGAAGAGGUGGAGCUGGUCAGACGGCUGGCCCCCAGUGUCAGUCAGGGAUGGAUAGAGGAGAGGGUGGACGGAGAUGAGGAGGAGGAGGAGAAGAAGAGCAGCCCCGCCUUCCCUGAUAGUGCCAGGGUUGAUUGGCCAGGCUGGUGCUUUGAAGCCGAUGAGGUCCUGGAUCAGCUGACCCCAGAGGACAGUGGCGUUGGGGUUGAUGAGGAGUGGUGGGAAGCGACUGAGGUGGGGCUCAGCCAAACUUUGACCUUGAGAGACUUCCAGCGAAUCGGCACGCAUGAGGACGGGACGAUUAGUCAGGUGUAGUUCUGUAUAGGCUCCUGGGAGUCCUUCAUUCUCCAAGACUUUAUCUGCACUUUAUGGGGAAUUAUAUGUCAUUUGAGAUUUUCACUGUGCCGGAGUAGACAUAUAACAACGUGAUACUUUUCCACAGCAAGAUGUUGAUUGAGUGAGCUGAUUGCCACCAAAUGUUUGAUUUCAGUUUGUUACAUGCAAUGUUUGUGUGAUUUUGAGUUUGUGAUUAUGAGUGAACAUCAGAAUAAUAAUAAUUUUCUUCAACCUGCAUAAUAUUGUUAGAGCAACAGAUGUAGGAUCUUCAUUUGAUCCCUCUUUUGUUGCUGAGGUUUUUCCUGCAUCACAGGAAAUGCAGAUGAGCUUUGUGAUUUACAUAAAUGUACUGAAAACCCACACUAACACACUGUUAUAUUAACAGUAUUGCACUUUUCAUGUAGCCUACUUUUGGCUGAUCAAGCAACAUUAUGGACUAAAUGUUCAAAUCCUGUUGCUGCAGCAUUAUUAAGAUCCUACAUCUGUAGACACCUGUACUGUCUUAUACAAGUGUACUUUUGAUGUGGUGUCAGUUAACUGAAAUGCUGUGUAUACAUAGAAUGACAUGUUUCAUUGAACUUCAUUUGAGUCGUUAAUUUAUAAGAGUAACUGCAUAUUUGGUAUUGUGACCCAUUGGGGAGAUUCAUACUGAUACAUAGUAAUAAAGAGAGAGAUUUAAACCAAUGAAGUGUUUAGA